Messenger RNA from Lodderomyces jiufengensis, 531 nucleotides. RefSeq lists its product as uncharacterized. The coding region runs from base 1 to 531 and encodes 176 amino acids. NCBI's taxonomy places the organism in Eukaryota, Fungi, Ascomycota, Pichiomycetes, Serinales, Debaryomycetaceae. The transcript has 2 exons. The record is from RefSeq and is a predicted model, not a curated record.
AUGGCAGGAUUUCCAGAUCAAAUUAAAAAAGUUUUAGUUGAAAUUGAUAGAAGCACCAAGGGUUUCCCAUUAUUAAAUCAUUUUGAAGCUCAAACUGGUUUACCAAGAUCUUAUGCUGUAUUAGGACUAGUCGGAGUUUAUUUCUUCUUAAUAUUUUUAAAUAUUGGAGGAAUUGGUCAAUUAUUAUCAAAUAUUGCCGGAUUUGUUAUACCAGGUUAUUAUUCAAUAUUAGCUUUACAAACCUCAACAUCAAAAGAUGAUACUCAAUUAUUAACUUAUUGGGUUGUUUUUGCAUUUUUAAAUGUUUUGGAAUUUUGGUCAAGUGCAAUUUUAUAUUGGGUACCAUUUUAUUAUUUAUUUAAAACUAUCUUUUUAUUAUAUAUUGGUAUUCCAGGUUUUGGUGGUGCUAACAUUAUUUAUGGAACUGUUAUUAAGCCAAUUGCUGAACAAUAUAUUAAACCAAGUAAUGUCAAUGUUGCUACUCAAUUGAAUGAAGCUGCUGAAGGUGUUUCUACUUCAGUUCAUAUUUAA